Messenger RNA from Aspergillus oryzae RIB40, 1662 nucleotides. RefSeq lists its product as uncharacterized. NCBI's taxonomy places the organism in Eukaryota, Fungi, Ascomycota, Eurotiomycetes, Eurotiales, Aspergillaceae. Gene Ontology annotation, biological process: transmembrane transport. Gene Ontology annotation, molecular function: transmembrane transporter activity. The record is from RefSeq and is a predicted model, not a curated record. The transcript is spliced from 3 exons. Bases 1 to 1662 code for a protein of 553 amino acids.
AUGGCGGAUACAUCAUCCAGCACCACCAUUCAGCAGUCAUCCGCGAAGGAGGCGGCCCUCCAGAAGGUAUCUUCAGGGACUCCGCGGUCUCGGGAUGGGAUUGCUGAUUGGAAAUGGAAAGGCAGUCUCGCGGCUGUUAUGCUAACAACGGUUAUCAAUGGAUAUGAUGUGAGUAAUGUGGCCAACAUCCAGCCACGACUAUACGAGGCCUUCGGUGACAUUGCACUUCUCCCAUGGAUCGGCCUGUCUUUCAGCUUGGCCGUCUUUGCCUUUCUGUCCUUCUCUCGGAAGAUUAUAUACUGUUUCGACAUGCAAUGGAUCUAUAUCGUUAGUGUUGUUGUCUUCAUGGCCGGGGCUGCCGUGGCAGGAGCGGCCCAUAAUCUAGCCACGGUCAUUGUCGGGCGGACAAUCAUGGGGGUCGGCGGAUCUGUCAUUUAUCAGAGCAAUCUGACAUUUGUCGCCGUGUUUGCCACUCCAGCUGAGACACCACUUCUCUUCGGACUGUUGGGUGCAUUAUGGGCUGUAGGGCUCGUCAUCGGCUUUCCGAUCGGGUCCGCCCUCGCGUCCAACCCUAACACGACCUGGCGGUGGGCCUUUUACAUGAACCUCCCAUGGGCUGGCCUCGUCCUUGUUAUAGCCUUCAUCUGCAUGCCCAGCAAGUACCUAGGGCCAGACAUUCCAGUAUGGUCCCGCAUCGCCAGAAUGGAUCCAAUCGGCAUUACAAUGAACAUCGCCGUGCCGGCUCUGUUCUCCAUCGCACUGGAGUUCUCCGGUCCCGUCUGGGACUGGGGCUCUGGUGCAUCUAUCGCGGUCUGGGUAGUCUUCGGCGUGCUACUUAUCGGUUGGAUCGUCCAACAAUAUUGGUGCAUGGGAACCACUCCCGACCAACGUGCCAUUCCCCUCCACCUGUUCCGUCGCCUCGAUCUAGUGCCCCUGUGGAUCGCAUCUGGAUGCGCAGGGGCAUCAUACGCCGGGACAUUGUACUAUACCCCGCUCUUCUUCGCCUUCGCUCGCGGCCACAGCGCGUUACAACAAACCGUCCGUCUUCUCCCAUUCGUCAUACUUUUCAUCGCAGUUGUCUUGCUCGUCGGCGCCCUCCUACCCCUAUUCGGUCGCUAUAACCUAAUCUACAUCAUCGCAGGUCUAGCCACCGUCGCCGGAGCAGGCGCCAUGGCCGCAACACUCAGUCCCGAUGUCCCUGAGUCCCAGGUAAUGGGCCUAGAAGCUCUCAUCGGAGUCGGACUAGGCUGUUCAUACCAACACGGCGUUGGCAUCUCAAACGUGAUCAACAAAGACCCACGCGAUAAAGUAGACAGUGUCGUCAUGUUCAAUCUGGCGCAAAUGGGCGGCAUUACUGUGAUUCUCUCGAUAGCGGGCUCGAUCUUCCAGAAUGUGGGGUUCCAUCUGUUGAAGGAGGUGAUUGGGGGUAAUGGGUACUCUGAAGAUGAUCUGCGACAGGCACUGGCCGGCGUGUCCUCUACUGUGUGGGGAUCUGAUGACCCGGAUGUGCUUGCUCGUGGCGUUCAGGCUGUUUCGGAGGCUCUUGCUAGGGAGUACUAUUUGAUCGUUGCUGGUGGGGCACUUUGUUUCGUGUGUGGGUUAGUGAUGAAGUGGGAGAAAUUGGAUUAUGGAAGGGGGAGGGGGAAGAAGCCUGAAGCUUAG